AGUUGACCGAACGGUCUGUUACCUCUCGCAACACAACAAAUUACUGUGUGUUUAUACUAGUGCGCAAAUAGUUCUUUUUAUAAUGGGAACUAAAUUAUUAAUCUUUUCACUUGCUAUAACUGUGUGUAAUGGACAUAUUCCAUUACUUGGUGAUAUAAUAUCAGCUACACAUAAAGUUGCCGGUACAAUUUUAGAAGGAAUUUCUCAUGGACACCAUUUUAAUGUGGACGAAAGUGUUGGUAUUAAAACGGACUCAAACCAUCAAUCAAAUUAUAAAUCAACAAGUCAACCCGAAGAGACUAUUAUAAUAGUUGUCGAAAAUGGAGAUAAUCCAAACGAGUAUAGUCGAUCCCCUGGAAAUUAUAGGCCAGGACAACACAACCAAAAACCUUUUUUCAAUAGCAAUGGAGGCUACGGCCAUGGAUAUAACGAAUACAGACCGAAUCAUAAUACACCGGUGAGACCUCAUACCUAUGGAAACGAAAAUUUUAAUAAUAACUAUCACAAUAAUAUCCAUCCAGGAGGCGUCAAUAAUGGACGUCCACAAAAUUAUUACGACAAUAAUCUACAUCAAGGACAUAAUCCGAAUAGAUAUCCGAAUUAUCCGAACCGAGAAAAUCAUAACCACGGAAACCAUCAAUAUCCAAAUGGUAAUAAUGGAUUCUACGACCAAAAUAACGGUAAUAACUUUAACAAUCUUAGACCCAACACUUGGAAUAAUAACGGUAUACCUAGCCAACCACCUCCAUUCAAUGGCAAUAACCAACAAAACAACGGAUAUCUUAAUCCUAAUAAUAACAAUGGUUUACCUAGCCAACAACCUUCAUUCAAUAACAAUAAUCAACAAAACAAUUUAUAUCCUAAUGGUAUUUACAAUAACGGUAACGCAAAUUCAGAUGGCAGCCAUUUUGUUAAAAAACCAACGACAGGGUUUUUAACAGAAGGACCAUUUUCCACUAUCAAACCAACCGAAAACACAAAAACACCAGAAAAUGACGUUCCAUUAUUUAUACCGCUUUUACCUGAUGAGAACAAAAACACAGGUCCAAAGAGAGAAACUGAUGAUAAUAAAGACAAACCAGCCGAAAGUGGAGAAGAGGAAUUUGAAUUAGACGUAAGGUUCAAAGACUAAUGUAAUCUUUUUGUCAAUCUAUUUAUAAAAAAAAGACGAAAUCUAAAUUAAAUAUAUCGAUUAUACUGUAGCUAACACAGUGUUUUAUUUUAAUACGAACAUUUUAAAACACUGGACGAAACUUUAAUAUCAAAACUAGUCUUGUUAAACUUCACUAUAAUAUUGAAACAUGUGUAGUUUUUUUUUUUGCAAAAUAUAAUUAUAUAUUUAAUAGUAAACAUUUUUUCAUCUUUAUUAAUGUAAGCAAGUAAGACGUUGUAAACUUAGCUAGAACAGUAAUAUAUAAUGCGAUUAAGUAACAAGGUCAAAUUGAUAAUAACAAAAAUUAUUAUAGUAGGAUUUAAUUUCUUGAGUUUGAGAUGAAAUCAUCUUUAGUACAAUUGUGCCUUACAAGCCUUAAAUGUAAAAUUCAUUGUGUUGAGUGAAUUAGACGUCAACAAGUUAUUUUUUACAAAUUCUAAUAUUUAUUCAUUUCAUUAAAGUUGCUCAAGGAAAACCAUCGCAUAAUGUUUAUUUUUGUUAUUUUCCUGUGUUCAUCAAUAUUAAAAAGCGUCGACAGUCAAGAAGUUGUUGUGUCGCAAAUGAAUCAAACGGAAAAGUUUAAUGUGUCGUUUAAAAAUUCAACUCCAAACUAUGAAAAAAUUACUGAAAACGGUAUAAAUUUGUCAAACAAUAAACCGUUUUUUAGUAACGAUAAACUUGUUACAAGAAUUCGAAAGGAAAUCAAUAUAAUCACGAAUAAUCGAUAUAAAGAAAACGUUACUGCAUUAAAUAAAUCUCCUCAAAAAAUAUCUGAAAGGAAGUCAAAUAAUACAAUGAAUGUAAGUGAGCUACCAAAAAUAAACGGCAAUGUUGAUAUACGUGGUGAAUACGAAGUAUUGAAUAAAUUUUCAGUAGAAACAAGCACUUUAGUAAAUUCAACGAUUGCAUCAAAUCAUCACAUAUCAUCUAAUCAUACUUUUGUGGAGAAUUUGGAAAAUCCUAAUAAAAUGGUAGCAAAAAUAGCAAAUAAAACUAUUGUACAACUCGAAGAUAGAGCAGCUUUCACUGGUAGUAAAUGUGUUACACCUCGAGUCAAGAUACUGGGAAUGUGUACAGAACCAGAUAUAGACACUAAAACAAACUAGUUAUAAUUCAAAAUAUGCUAUAGACGCAUUGACUUGUAUUUUGCACUAAUUGUACCAACUACUUUCAAAUUAAGUAAGAUAGUAUUCUAAAAUUGUAUUCGUGUAUUGAUUGUGUAUUAUAUUUAUAAUAUUAAAUCAUAGGUAAGUAUAUUUUAUUUGAUUUUUUAAAAUUACUUAAUUACUAUUAUGUUUACAAUUCUUAUUGAUUCUUAAUAAAAAUUUAUAUUUGGCUUAAAA
Molecule: messenger RNA, 2496 nt
Organism: Melitaea cinxia (Glanville fritillary)
Lineage: Eukaryota; Metazoa; Arthropoda; Insecta; Lepidoptera; Nymphalidae
Exons: 1
Coding region: 83-1132 (349 amino acids)
Source: RefSeq, a predicted model, not a curated record